ACCGUAACAUCGGGACCUCAAAACUCACAAAUCAAGCACUGUCUGUUCUAAUAUUUUGUUUGUGAGGGGGAAGGACAACGGUCCACACUGGCACUUUUUGUUGGCCAGUUAUAUGCUGCAGUAUAAAGAGCAACAUUGAAAGUGAAAGGAUUAAUAAAUCUGAGACGGGAAAGAAAGCUGCAGGAACAGGUGACACAAAACAGCAGCUUACUACAAAAGACGAGAAGGAGAAAGAGGGAAAAUGAGCCAGCUCAAAGCCAUUCAUGGAAAAUACUACUAUGUAAUUGAGUCGGGCAGUACUGACAACUUACCCACGCAUAUUUUAAGUCAUCUCCAGCAGCAAAGACCCAACCUGGUUCAGGUAUACAGUGUGGACCAGUGUGAUGUGAUCUUGGUUUUAUGCCCCAUUAUUUCACGGGCAGGAACUGACAUUGAUGCUGCUCUGAAAAAACUUAAUGACUUGUCAGCAUUCAAGCCAGCUAUUUUCAUAGUCCUGCAUCAAACGUUUGACCGUGAGAGAGUUGUACUAGACAGCAGCACAUUUGUAAAGAGGAUGAACACGCUUACAGUGGACUGCCUUUUCUUUGACACAAGGUUGUUAGGAUGCAACAUAAAUGAUGAAGCACUGGACAAAAUCGUUACAUGUUUCAAGCAUCAGACAAUCGCCAACUUGCCAAUCAUUGGAACCUUUUUGAUCAGGUUACUCAGUUUUUUAUCAAAGACAAUCGCCAACUUGCCAAUCAUUGGAACCUUUUUGAUCAGGUUACUCAGUUUUUUAUCAAAGACAAUCCUCAACUUGCCAUUCAUUGGACCUUGCUGGAACAGGUUAUCCAGUUUUAUAUCACAGACAUUCAUUGGAGAUCUCUGGAACCAGUUACCCAGUAUUAUGUCACAGAACAAAAAAAGGCAAGACAGUGAUGAGGAAAGAUCUGCUUAAAAGCAACAACAAAGAUGUCUCAAAGAUGGUCAAAGAUGUAGAUGACAGUGACAUGGACUAUGUCAAAAAAUACUUAACAAAUCAUUAACUUUGGUAGAUUAACAGUACAAAGUACAAUACACAUAUAUUGAGACUUUAGAUCAGGGGUCAUCAAUCCUGGUCCUGGAGGGCCGGUGUCCCUGCAGGGUUUACCUCCAUCUUGCCUCAACACACCUGCCUGGAUGUCUCAAGUAUACCUAGUAAGACCUUGAUUAACUUGUUCAGGUGUGUUUGAUUAGGGUUGGAGUUC
Messenger RNA from Danio rerio (zebrafish), 1226 nucleotides. The record is from RefSeq and is marked predicted. NCBI's taxonomy places the organism in Eukaryota, Metazoa, Chordata, Actinopteri, Cypriniformes, Danionidae.